Colletotrichum higginsianum IMI 349063 is the source of this 768-nucleotide messenger RNA. RefSeq lists its product as uncharacterized. Bases 1 to 768 code for a protein of 255 amino acids. Lineage: Eukaryota; Fungi; Ascomycota; Sordariomycetes; Glomerellales; Glomerellaceae. The record is from RefSeq and is a predicted model, not a curated record. The transcript has 2 exons.
AUGGCUACUGCUCAAACCCUUGCAGUCAUAGACAUCCCCGGUCUUCAUCACUCGCCCAGCGUCGAGGACUUUGCAGACUCCCGGAACGUCUCGAAUGGUCUUCCCCAGCCUGAGGAGCAGCCAGAGAUAUCCGACACCGUGCUCAAGAACUUGGGCGAGCUUUUUGUUCGCCAUGACGCCCAUGGUGCCUUCGGCAUUCAUCUUCUGCAUGCCCAUUUCCAGGUCCCCGAAGGCCAUGUCCUGUUUGGGAUCCAAGUCCAGGUUUCGGGCAAUUCCGAAUCCUGUUGGACCAAACCCGUUCCGGCAAAGGAGCUGACCACCAAGCCUAUUCAUGGUCAUGUCUUCCACUUACAGCCCAAUGGAGCCUUCGUCCCGUAUGAGUUCCAGGAAGGCGAAGCUCCAUCUAACGCAUCCAAGGUCCCCAAGGCAUUUUUCCAAGAGCUCGCUGAAUUCCUGCAUCUCAAGAAUCUUGCAGGCUUGGUUGCGCUGCAGCUCUUGGAUGGCCCAAGAGACCGGACCCAGACUGAGCUCCUGGUUGGGCCACAGGGCACUCUGAUGAUGGACACUAAGGAUGUUCUCGGGUUCGAGCCCGCACAAAUCACGACAGGUUGGUUCUUCCAGGUGGGGGAGGAUGGGAUUAUUUCUUGCAAGGGCAACGACGUGUAUGCUGCCAAGAAGAACACCCACGCAGUCUUCCGGGAUUCGAAGCCUCUUCCGACUGUGGAAGCAUUGAAGGCGGUUUUACUCCAGGAAGGAAUCAUCGCCUAA